Myotis myotis is the source of this 2595-nucleotide messenger RNA. RefSeq lists its product as uncharacterized. The record is from RefSeq and is a predicted model, not a curated record. The transcript has 27 exons. Bases 7 to 2595 code for a protein of 862 amino acids. Lineage: Eukaryota; Metazoa; Chordata; Mammalia; Chiroptera; Vespertilionidae.
AGCAAGAUGGGUCCUUUAGAAGCCCUGUCACUCCUCUGUUUCCAGGUCAUGUUCCGAAAACAGUGGCCUUCAUUUGGCCCAGAGCUUUCCUGGGCUCUGUCUGUCAGGCUCCUUCCAGCGUCGCAACAAUGCAGCUGUCAAGCCCAGCUUGCUCUGUCCUCAGUCCCAGGAAACACCUCUGUGCGACCAUCUCUCCAAUUGGUGGUCGUGGCCUUCACGUUUCAGGUCAUGUUUGGAAAAAAAGGGUUUCCGUGGGCGCAGAGCUUCCUGUGUGUGUGUCAGGCUCCUUCCAGAGUGGGAAACAGAGUGCAGCUCUCCAGCCCACCUUGCUAUGUCCUUAGUUCCAGGAAACAUCUCUGUGCGACCAUCUCUCCACAUGGUGGUCGUGGCCUUCACGUCUCAGGUCAUGUUCCGAAAACAGUGGCCUUCAUUUGGCCCAGAGCUUUCCUGGGCUCUGUCUGUCAGGCUCCUUCCAGCGUCGCAACAAUGCAGCUGUCAAGCCCAGCUUGCUCUGUCCUCAGUCCCAGGAAACACCUCUGUGCGACCAUCUCUCCAAUUGGUGGUCGUGGCCUUCACGUUUCAGUUCCAGGAAACAUCUCUGUGCGACCAUCUCUCCACAUGGUGGUCGUGGCCUUCACGUCUCAGGUCAUGUUCCGAAAACAGUGUCCUUCAUUUGGCCCAGAGCUUUCCUGGGCUCUGUCUGUCAGGCUCCUUCCAGCGUCGCAACAAUGCAGCUGUCAAGCCCAGCUUGCUCUGUCCUCAGUCCCAGGAAACACCUCUGUGCGACCAUCUCUCCAAUUGGUGGUCGUGGCCUUCACGUUUCAGUUCCAGGAAACAUCUCUGUGCGACCAUCUCUCCACAUGGUGGUCGUGGCCUUCACGUCUCAGGUCAUGUUCCGAAAACAGUGUCCUUCAUUUGGCCCAGAGCUUUCCUGGGCUCUGUCUGUCAGGCUCCUUCCAGCGUCGCAACAAUGCAGCUGUCAAGCCCAGCUUGCUCUGUCCUCAGUCCCAGGAAACACCUCUGUGCGACCAUCUCUCCAAUUGGUGGUCGUGGCCUUCACGUUUCAGGUCAUGUUUGGAAAAAAAGGGUUUCCGUGGGCGCAGAGCUUCCUGUGUGUGUGUCAGGCUCCUUCCAGAGUGGGAAACAGAGUGCAGCUCUCCAGCCCACCUUGCUAUGUCCUUAGUUCCAGGAAACAUCUCUGUGCGACCAUCUCUCCACAUGGUGGUCGUGGCCUUCACGUCUCAGGUCAUGUUCCGAAAACAGUGGCCUUCAUUUGGCCCAGAGCUUUCCUGGGCUCUGUCUGUCAGGCUCCUUCCAGCGUCGCAACAAUGCAGCUGUCAAGCCCAGCUUGCUCUGUCCUCAGUCCCAGGAAACACCUCUGUGCGACCAUCUCUCCAAUUGGUGGUCGUGGCCUUCACGUUUCAGGUCAUGUUUGGAAAAAAAGGGUUUCCGUGGGCGCAGAGCUUCCUGUGUGUGUGUCAGGCUCCUUCCAGAGUGGGAAACAGAGUGCAGCUCUCCAGCCCACCUUGCUAUGUCCUUAGUUCCAGGAAACAUCUCUGUGCGACCAUCUCUCCACAUGGUGGUCGUGGCCUUCACGUCUCAGUGCGACCAUCUCUCCACAUGGUGGUCGUGGCCUUCACGUCUCAGGUCAUGUUCCGAAAACAGUGGCCUUCAUUUGGCCCAGAGCUUUCCUGGGCUCUGUCUGUCAGGCUCCUUCCAGCGUCGCAACAAUGCAGCUGUCAAGCCCAGCUUGCUCUGUCCUCAGUCCCAGGAAACACCUCUGUGCGACCAUCUCUCCAAUUGGUGGUCGUGGCCUUCACGUUUCAGGUCAUGUUUGGAAAAAAAGGGUUUCCGUGGGCGCAGAGCUUCCUGUGUGUGUGUCAGGCUCCUUCCAGAGUGGGAAACAGAGUGCAGCUCUCCAGCCCACCUUGCUAUGUCCUUAGUUCCAGGAAACAUCUCUGUGCGACCAUCUCUCCACAUGGUGGUCGUGGCCUUCACGUCUCAUGCGAGAGGACGAGAGACCCCGACGACCCGUGUUCUGAGUGGACAGCGACGGAGCGUCUCCGCACCGGUGGCCGCCGAGGAGCGCCGGGGGCCAGGCUGCUGUGCGAACAGGUGGACGACGCACGAGGGCACGAGAAGCGCGAGGCCAGCGCCCGGCUCACGGAGCAGGAGGCCUAUCAGCGCUGCCACGCGCAGCUGCAGCGGGUCGAGCUGGCCCACGCCUGGCUGCGGGGCGACCGGGACCUGGUCCAGCGGCUCCUUCUCCUCCAGCACCUCGGACGAGAGCGGGGCGGCCGUGAGGGCCAUCGUGCAGGGCCGGCUGGGAGCGAGGGCAGGGGGCUCUGCCUGUGCGGCCUGGAGGCCAUCCAACCCUCCCCGCCCAUUGGGGGCAGUCGGCCGGGGGACGGCGGGGCCCAGGCAGCUUCCAGGGUUGCCCUCAAGGCAGAGGAGCCAUGGUGGGUUCUCGCUGUCGACACCCAGGGUCGCCCGGAGCCCGCGGCCCAGCAGAACGAGCUCCCCAAGGGCCGAGGGCCCGCACCCGAGGGGGACGGUGCCAUGAGCUCCGGGCAGAAUGACCUCCAAGACCCAUAG